Messenger RNA from Brugia malayi, 879 nucleotides. RefSeq lists its product as uncharacterized. The record is from RefSeq and is a predicted model, not a curated record. Gene Ontology annotation, biological process: proteasome-mediated ubiquitin-dependent protein catabolic process. Bases 1 to 879 code for a protein of 292 amino acids. Gene Ontology annotation, cellular component: proteasome regulatory particle, lid subcomplex; proteasome regulatory particle; cytosol. The transcript is spliced from 10 exons. NCBI's taxonomy places the organism in Eukaryota, Metazoa, Nematoda, Chromadorea, Rhabditida, Onchocercidae.
AUGGCGGGAUUGGAUAUUGUACAUCAGCGACUGUUGGACGAAUGGCGACAAGAAUCGAGACGAGACCUUUCUCAACUGGAAAUGGUGCUGAAGAGUGCUGAAAUGGAAGUUGAAUGCAGGAAGCUGAUGGCAGAGUGGAAUAAGGAACCGAAAAAUCUAGGAGCUAUUGGAGUCAGACUAAAACGGAUAAAGGAAUUAAUGAACAACAGGAACGCUUUACGUGGUCUUACCCAUAAUGAUUUACUUAUGAUUCAUCGAGAUGUUUUCGAGAUAGAUGCACUGUGUGCAGUACUCAGGUCUGAUCUCGACUCAUUCCGUGAAGCCAUCACUGUUCUCAUCAAUUUUUACAAUUCUUAUGGUUCAAACGAAGAGUGGCCAAAUAAAUGGUUGAUGAUCGGCUUAGAUCUUAUGUUCCUUUUGGCUACCAAUCAACACAUUGAAUUCCACAUGUUAUUGGAGCAGAUUGAUCAAGAGAUCCAGCAAAAGAAUCCGUAUAUUAAGAUACCUAUGAAAUUGGAGCAAUCGCUUACUGAAGGUGCUUAUCAUAAGAUAGUGCUAACGGAAAAGAAUAUUCCCAGCCCCUACUACGCAUUAUUUAUACGUAUAUCAAUGGACACAGUACGGGAUGAAAUAGCUGUAUGUAUGGAGCACUCAUUUAUAAAAAUAUCGCAACGAGAUGCUGCACGAUUACUUUUGUUUAAUGAUGUCAAUGAAGUGAUAUCUUUUGCCGAAAAGCGUGGCUGGAGAAGCAGUAUAUGUGGUAGCAGUAUUACGUACGUAUUUGAUCACGCACAAGUCCAUGUGGAGCCACGGUUAGAUACUAAAAGGAUCGCCGUGCAAACUAUUUUUUAUGCAAAGCAACUCGAAAUGAUCGUAUAA